GUAUAAAGAAUCAUCAUAAAAGAGCAAAUUAAACCACGUGACAUAAUAAAGAAAUUUACUUAAUCUGACAAGCAAUAAAGCUUAAAUUCAUGCCUGAAUCAAAAACCUGAAUGAAUUAUUUAUGUAUGAAAAAUGGUUAACAAGACAUGGGAUUUUUUUUACAAGUUCCACCAUCUCACAUGCCUUCUCCUCGUAUCCUUAUUAGCUGCUGCUCUGUAUUUUACUCGCGACGUAAAUUAUUUGAAAUUCUUGAAAAAUCAACAAAAAUUACAUAGCGACGACAAAAAUUAUUCUAGUACUAGUAGUAGUAGUGGUCGUUGUGAUUUUUUUUCAGGCACGUGGAUUUACGACAACAAAUCGACGUACCCUCUUUACAAGGAGAGAGAAUGUUCUUUCAUGGAUGAUACUUUUGCUUGUGAAAAACAUGGCAGAAAGGACUUGAAAUAUCAACGUUGGAGAUGGCAGCCUCACAAUUGUGACAUUCCUAUGUUUAAUGGGACAAUAUUAUUGGAGAAAUUAAGGGGGAAGAAGCUUAUAUUUGUCGGCGAUUCGUUGAAUCGGAACCAAUGGGUAUCUUUGCUUUGUCUAAUUGAGCCAUUUCUUCCUCCAUCAUCACAUAAGAAAUUGAUCUUGGAUGGCAAUAUGUACUUCUUUCAUGACAAUGUAAGAAAAAAAAUUCCUAAAAAGUUCUCGUGUAUGAAGGAAUACAACACCACAAUCGGAUUCUAUUGGUCGCCAUUUCUAGUCGAAUCUAACGCGGAUAACAUAUGGGACCACCGUGUGCCUGGCCGUGUAAUUGGAGUCGAGUCGAUCGAAAACCACGCAAGGCAUUGGAACGAUGCCGAUAUAUUAAUCUUCGACUCUUAUGCUUGGUGGUUACAUCCCUUAAUGACACUCAUGUGGGGUUCAUUUGGAAGCUCAGAAGCAAUCUACAAAACAGUAGAUAUGAAGCUUCGUCGCUACGAAAUGGCACUAACAACAUGGUCCGAUUGGCUUGAAUUGAACAUCAAUAGAACGAGAUCUAAGUUGUUCUUCAUGAGUGUCUCGCCUUAUCUCUAUAGGUAUAUAUAUAAACUGUGCAGGGGCGAUGUUUUGAGGAAUUGCUUAAAUAGAAGCGAGCCACUAUUCAUGGAUGAGUAUUUGGUUUCGACAAAGAAGAGCAUGAGAGGCAUAGUGGAAUCGACGAUAGAGAAGCUGGAGGAAAGAGGGGUAAAAGUGGAAUAUCUGCAUAUAACACGAAUGUCCGAAUAUAGAACCGAUGCACAUCCUUCUAUUUAUAGUAGGUUUUCCGAUUAUUUAACCGAAGAGGAGAAGAAACAUCCGAGAAACAAUUCCGACUGUCUGCAUUGGUGUCUUCCGGGUGUACCCGAUGUUUGGAAUCAAAUUCUUUCUGAUUACAUUAUCAAUUAGUCUGA
Molecule: messenger RNA, 1415 nt
Organism: Erythranthe guttata (spotted monkey flower)
Lineage: Eukaryota; Viridiplantae; Streptophyta; Magnoliopsida; Lamiales; Phrymaceae
Source: RefSeq, a predicted model, not a curated record